AUGCUCGCCGCGCUGCCGAGGGCGCCCUCGCGCCUCCUCGGCGCGUCGCGCGCGUCGUGUCGCGAUGGUCGCCGGGUUAAGCGCGCGCACGCGACGUCGAGACGAGACGAGACGACAGCGACGUCGGAUGGCGAAAAUCGGAGGAUCUCCCCGCGGCCGUCGCUCGCGGCGAUCCCCGCCGCGAUGUUCGCCUCCGCCGCGCGCGCGAUGGACGAGUUCGUCGUGACCCCGGCGCCGCCCGGGUACGUCCCGUCACCCCUAGACGACGGCGACGGCACCGCGCAGUUCGUCGUCUUCCUCGUCUGCGGCGUGUGCGCGCUCGUCGGGAUGAAGGUCUCCUUCGACGGCGAAGCCGCGGCGUCGGAGGAGGCGCUGGACGAGAAAGUCGCCGCUCAGGUCGCCGCGAUGAGCGCCGCGGAGACGUUGGAGUUGGCGGGGACGUCCGCGUCCGAGAUCGCGGCGGACCCCGCGAAAGCGGCCGAGGCGUUCGACGCGGCCGGGCUCGCGCGCGUGGACGCGGCGAUAUCCGAAACCGCCGCUGCGGAGCUCUUAGCGGAAGUGAACGCGACGCUGGACGAGGAGCUCGCGCGCGCGGGCGACCGCGGCCUGCCGUCGGACGCGUUCGGGAACGUGUACUGCAAAGGAAACAGAUACGAUCUGAAGCUACUGUGCGAGUUCGCCGCGCUCGUGUCCGACCCCGGAUCGAAGCGUCAGCCGGUGCACCCGGACACGAACUACCGCAGGGACCGGUGCGUCGUGACAUCGUUCGUCGCGCUGCAGGACGUGGAGGCGGACAUGGGACCGACGGUGUUCAUCCCGGGGAGUCACGUCGCGGCCGCGCACUUGGCGUUUCGCGACGCGGGGGAGAGGGGCGGGCCCGCGCUCGCGGCCCCGAAUAGGGUCGCGACGUUGCGCACCGGGGACGCGUCGAUGUUCGACUCGAGACUGCUGCACUGCGGGGGAGGGAACGCGUCGAGCAAGCGAAGGGUGUUGUUUUACUUCUCCUUCGAAGUCGACGGCUCGGAGAAUCCGAACUCGGGGGUUUCUUCGAUUCGCGACGAGCUCCGGGGGAAGUACACCCUCGCGGAUUUGUGA
This is a messenger RNA of Micromonas pusilla CCMP1545, 1095 nucleotides long. RefSeq lists its product as uncharacterized. The record is from RefSeq and is a predicted model, not a curated record. The coding region runs from base 1 to 1095 and encodes 364 amino acids. Lineage: Eukaryota; Viridiplantae; Chlorophyta; Mamiellophyceae; Mamiellales; Mamiellaceae. The transcript has 2 exons.